AGCCAUGCCAUAUGCUACUUAUUUACAAUAGUUCGAAAACGUUUAUAGAUUCAUAAUUGGGGAUUUUUAUCAUAAGAACUAGGUUUUAUCGCAAAAUGGAGAGCAUCGAAGGAAAAAUAACGGCUAUAAGCCAUAUUAUAUACAUCAAUCCCAAAACCCUUUUUUUUGAAGUAUCAUUGGAUACUCAGAGAUGGAAUAUCCUCGUCACCAACAGAAGCCAUCUAAUAAGCUGGAGAGAAAUUUUACUGAUGAGACAAUGGGUUAAGAUUGAUGAGCUGAAAAGGGUAACAAUUUCUGGCCAUUCAAAGAGCAAACCUAUUUCUAUACUGGAAACCACAAAAAAUUCAAAACUAACUGUAAUUGAGAAAGCAUCUGUAAAUUCUUUAUCAUCCAACCUGAUCAACUAUGAAGGUAGGGUAACAGAUGAUACCUUUGGAUCUUCAGGCUUUUAUCAACUUGACAAGAGUCUGACUGUGUGCCUUACUUACAUGAAACUAGUCACUAGUAUCCCAAUUAUAAACAAAGGGGAUACUAUUGUUAUGCAUGAUGUUCAUAGAAUACGUGUCAAAGAGAACUUCCUCAUAUUAAUAUGUGGUAGAGGAAACCUAGUCAAUAGAACUGCUCAUAAAGAAAAUGAAGGAUUGUUCCCGAAAUCGGCAAAAGAAGAUAACCGGAACUUUUUACAGCACUUGGCACUAGAAAAUAAUUACAGCAUCGGAGUGUUAUUUAGUCUAUACGAGCUAUGCAAAACACUGUGUGACAAACUGAUGGGGAUCUUGCCGCCCGAAAACGUUACCAGGAAACUUGCCAGUGUCAAUGAGAAAGGAGUGCUUGCAGCGGUAGUGGAUCAUGUAUCAUCUAUGGUACAUAUCGAACCCAAAUCUCGAUCUUUGUCACGAGAAUUCCUUGCGCACGGUGAUGGUUGCGCUCCGUGCAACAAGGAAACCUGCUGGAGAAUUGAUGUUUGGCCUCUCGAUCGUCAUCAAAUAGAAACGCGUUGUAACCUUGGCGAUUUGUGGGUGUCUAACGUGAAUGGCGAUGCUGAAAAUGACAAAACACCGACACUGCCAUUCUAUUGGGAGCACGACGUGGCUCCUAUCGAUUCCCGCUCUGACCGCAUCUGUGUACUGAUGGGCGUCCUGUCAUUCCUCAACGGGCGUUGGGAGCUGCGGGAUCGAAGCGGGUCGGUGGAGUGCAUCGCGGUCGAUCGCGACUGCCAACAAUUUCGCGACCGGUGCGUCUUUGCCUCAAAGUUCGCCGUCCAUCGGGAAUCCUUCGCAGUCGGCGAUUCGACACACGCAAGGAUCUACGUUAGCAUUGACGAAUUUCACGCUGCGAGUUUACCGCUAGCCAAAGCUGACGUCGACAUCGACGAAAUAAGUUCAGUCAAUGGCGUCCGAUUUCUGGCAUUAAGCAAAAGCAUACCGCAAAUGGUCUACUCCAGCGAUACGGCCAUCCGCCACGUGUUUGGCUACCUUGUUGUCGCUUCGUUGCAUUGCCAAUCCCAGCUCGUUGACGUCGGUCCUCCCAGCAAACGGCCCAGAAAGAAUCAACAUACGGAUUUAAUGUCAGAAACAGACUCCGAAGGGCCGGCCAAUUGCAUUUUGCUCGUGAGCCACGAUCAUCCGACUCUAAGCUAUCCAGCUCUCGUGGAAGGUCGAGUCUACGAAAUCCGUCUGGACAAAAGGAAAUUGCUGAGCAACCCGAUCUUCCUGUCUGCUUUGAAAGAAGUACCGCAGUAUGCUUUGAAGAAUCACGUUUAUCUGGUGCCCGAUCAUGUGGCGAUCUACCCGGUUGCCUACAACCUCCCAAAGAGCGAGUCGUACAUGCGCCGCGACGUUUUGAGGGCCGAGGAGUGCCUGUCCCUGGACGAGAUCGGUCAAACGGUGUCGCUACGGGGCCGGAUCGUCGAUCGGAUGCAUGUGGAGCCGCGCUUUGCGAGCGAACGAACUGGUCAAAAUUAUGCUACUCAUCGAGGAACUUGGCUCGGCAUUCCUGGCAACAAGAAAUUGAUCCUGAAAAUCGGAGACGACCGUGAAUCGAGCUUCGGCAGCAAGAUCGACGUCUAUUUCAAUCUGCGCGAAGGCCAGGUCUACCCGUUGGGGCUCUACAGAGGAACCGAAGUGGAACUGACGUGGCUCUGCUUGCGUAAGACGAAAACGGGCCGUUUGUAUUGCACGUCCACUUUACUCACCUCCAUCCGAUUAUUAAAGAUUGGCCGGAAUUUCGGGCCAACUAAGCCGCGCAUCGAGUUGAUGAAGGAGGCUUGUGUCGGUCGGCGCUAUUUCUCUCAAUUGGAGACCAUCCGGCCCAAAGAUGUCUUCAGCAGUCUCGUGACAGUGCGCUACAUCCAUAAACUAUCCAUUAGCUGCGUGUGCUCCGGCUGCGGAUCGACCAUCACGCGUGGAGCCUGCACUUAUGUUGGCUGCCACUGGAACCAACCAAGCUGCAAAGUCGAUCUGAAAGCUUGGUGCACGGUGGAAGAUGGAACUGGCCAAGCUGUCAUCUUUUUCAGUGGAGAUUGCUGUCGUUCCUGGUUGAAAUUACCGGCCAACGUGUGGAAGAUGCUGCAGGAGAAUGUAUUACCUCACGAAGGGGAAUUCGUCUACUUGUCUUCGAAAUCACGUGCACCAGCCCUUAGUUUGGCCAGUCAGAUCUUAUCGUUGUAUUGUGACACAUCUGUCCACCUGCGACGGCCGUUGCGUGUCAUUGUUGACAAGUUCACCAACAACGAAGUCAACGCCGGACCGGAGCGGACAUCAGCUUAUUUCCUGAAGGAUCCGCAGAAAAACAGGCUCUUUUGCCUGCACGUUGGAGAGAGAGAUUCAACUUUGUGUGUCAACGAGCUAUCAGCUUUAGGUAACCACUGAGCUUGUCUUCGUAUUAGGUGAACGCAAAAUCGUGAUCCAUGUUCUUGAGUUUGAGCUUCUUCUGGGCGAUUUUGGAAUAUUUGAUGUCGAUGGGUUGGGUGGUGUCGUAAAGGGAGGGCGCCUGUAGGAUGAUGAUGGCCAUGCCGGCGACGCAGGCCACAAAGAACAACCAGAGGAAGAAGCGGUCGAGCACCAUGGCCACAAACUUCCAAUCUUCGAUAACCUGGAAA
Messenger RNA from Daphnia carinata, 3100 nucleotides. RefSeq lists its product as uncharacterized. The record is from RefSeq and is a predicted model, not a curated record. Gene Ontology annotation, cellular component: CST complex. Lineage: Eukaryota; Metazoa; Arthropoda; Branchiopoda; Diplostraca; Daphniidae. Gene Ontology annotation, molecular function: single-stranded DNA binding; telomeric repeat DNA binding. Gene Ontology annotation, biological process: positive regulation of DNA replication; telomere maintenance via telomere lengthening.